Messenger RNA from Quercus lobata, 1092 nucleotides. RefSeq names its product putative disease resistance protein RGA3. The coding region runs from base 1 to 1092 and encodes 363 amino acids. NCBI's taxonomy places the organism in Eukaryota, Viridiplantae, Streptophyta, Magnoliopsida, Fagales, Fagaceae. Gene Ontology annotation, molecular function: ADP binding. Gene Ontology annotation, biological process: defense response to other organism. The transcript has 2 exons. The record is from RefSeq and is a predicted model, not a curated record.
AUGGCAGAAAAUAUUAAGACCAUCAAUGAAUCAUUAAAUAUACUUAAAGAUGACAUUGCUAGUUAUGAUCUUCAAGCGGAGUUUGUGAAUUCAAUUCUUGAGAUUAGCUUUAACAUGGAGAUAGACUCCUUCCUUGAUGAUUCAAAAGUUAAUCAGAAUGUUGGAAAUAACAUUGUUGAAGCAACCUAUUGUGAUACUGUGACAGAAAUCAUGGAGACUCUUCCCCAAUAUGAAUUAACAGAAUAUGAUUGUUGGUCCAUAUUCAAGAAAAGAGCAUCUGCAAAUGAGAGACUUUUAACUCUAGAUUUGGAGAAAAUUGGAAAGGAGAUUGUUAAAAAAUGUAAAAGGAUUCCAUGGGCUACUAGAUUUUUAGGGGGAAUAAUGUACUUUAUACAUGAUAAAGGUGAAUGGCUAUCGAUUCAAAAUAAUAAAAAUUGGGAUUUACUAGACGAUGAUAAUAAUGGAGUGUUUCACAUAAUAAAGUUAGGUUAUGAUCAUCUUCGAACACCAUCUUUGAAACGAUGUUUCGCAUACUGUGCAAUUUUCCCUAAGGAUUAUGACUUGAAAAAGGACGAAGUAAUUCAGCAUUGGAUGGCUGAAGGGUUUCUUGAACCAUCUAAAGAAGCUAAUAUGGUGAUGGAGGAUAUUGGUAACGUGUAUUUUAAUAUUUUGUUGACCACUUCCUUUUUCCAAAAUGCUACAAAGGAUGUCUAUGGUGAUAUUAUUAGUUGCAAAAUGCAUGAUUUGGUGCAUGAUUUUGCCAUCUCAAUUUCAAAAUCUGAAAUUAUGAUUUUAGAGGGAGAUUCUGUGGAUAAUGUUAGCAAAGUACAACCAUUAUUUUUCCGAUCUGAUGGCGAAACAACACCAAGAACUUCAUUUGGUAGAGAUGGGUUGCCAAAUUCAAUUGAGCGGUUGAUACAUUUGAGGCUUCUUCACAUCUUGCACACUAAAAUUGAGGAAUUACCAAAAUCCAUUACCAAACUCUACAAUUUGCAAACUUUAAGAAUUGAAGAAUGCCCUAAACUUAAGAAGCUUCCGGAAGACCUAAGCAAUUUGAUUAACUUGAGACAUAUAUUAAUAUUGGUUGUUUGA